AUGGAAAUUAAUAAAAAAACCCAAAAAAUUAUAUUUCCUUCCUUACCAGGCUACAACCCUCCUGCUGCGAAAAAUUUUCAUAUAUCCCAACAGUUUGAAAAAAUUCAUGAUGGAGUUUAUUAUCUAGUGGAUCGAUUGAGUGUAGAAGAUCGUAAACGGUAUUCACCCCUUUAUCCAUUUCAUGAUGAAAAAAAUAUGCCACCAUGGCUGGCAUACGACAGCCAAAGACUAAUGUUUACGGCAUAUUUUAAAGAUGACAAUCCCAAUCGACGAGCACCAACUUAUCAAAUUCAUGUAGUAAAGAUUAGUUUCUUCCUAGAAGAUGGAACGAUAAAAAUUGUUGAACCAAAUAUGAGAAAUAGUGGAUUACAGCAAGGAGUUUUGGUAAGACGUCAAAGAAUUCCAUUACCAGGUUCUUCAAAAUAUCGUUUUUUUGAUAUAAUUGAUUUAAAUAUUGGAAAACAAGUAGAAAUAUAUGGCCGCAUUUAUAAUAUAGUAGAUUGUGAUCAAUUUACACGACAAUUUUUAAAUCGAAUGGGUAUUGCAGUAUCAGAUCCUCUAGAAAUUCCUUUAAAUCCUUUUGUAAAUACAAGAAUUAUUCCAAUGUCCUCGAAAAAGCUACAGCAAAAGCCCGAUACCCUUGGGAAAUUUCUAAAAUAUGAUAGAAAAGUAUUAAAGUUUAUCGGAUAUUGGGAUGAUACUGCUAAUGAAUAUGGAGUUAUUCAUAGUUUGGAAUUAUAUUAUUAUUUGGCCGAUGAUACUAUUGAGAUUAAAGAGAUUUUACCACCCAACUCAUCGAGAGACUUGAAUGCUACCUUUCUCAAACGAAUGAAAAUACCCAAGUUUUAUACAGGAAUUGACCCCAUUGGUGUUCAUGAUCCAUUCACAGUUCUAAAUGUCCUGGGAGACAGUACAGGCCAAAGUUAUUACAUAGCUGACCCAUUAAACACAGGCAAACCAUCAUGUGAAUACUACAAAGACAGCGAUCUCGUAAUUGGGGUCAGAAUGAAUGUGUUUGGUCGAGAAGUCGUUAUUACUGACCUUGAUUCAGCUACUAAAGAGUACUAUAGAACCAAGUAUGGUAUCGAGGAGUUUACACCACUUGAACGACCAGACAUAAAACCCGAUUACUACCACCCUAAUGCUGACAAACAUAAACCACCGCCUUACAAUGGGUUUGGCUCCUACGAUGACUCUUUCGGAAACUGCUUCAGAAUUGUUCCCAAGCCGCCAAAAAUCGAUUAUGUUAGAUCAUUUCAGUAUGAUAAAAAACCUGAGAACAACAACAUACUAAGAUUCACAGCAAAAAUGAUAUCUGAUGUCUCUUCAAAUGCUGAUCGUCAGUUUAUUAUUAACAUUCAUUUGAUGGACAAUACAAUUUCAAUUUUUGAGUUAGCUAUGAAGAAUACAGGUUUUCAAAGCUGCCGUUUCCAAAAAAGGAUGCCAAUAAUGCUUCCAGAUCAGGAAAUUUAUUCAAGUGAUAAACCAAGAUUUUACGAUCCUUGUUUUUUUUACAUCGGUGCUGUGGUGAAUAUUGGAAAAUUCCAGUUUCUAAUAACUUCUGCAGAUGAUUAUACCAUUCGUUAUAUGGAAGAAAAUUGUGAUAAGUUUUGCAUAGCUAAUCCUUUAUUAAUUAUUGAUAAAAUUAGAGAAGCUAUAAAACCUUCAUAUAAAGAAUUUAUUCAAAAUUAUGAGCCGGUCAUAGAAAGUGGAGAAAUUCCUGUAUUAUCAUGUGAUAAAUUAAGGGAGGCUUUGUAUAAAUAUUUAGAAAAGAAUAUAUGUGAACAUGAAAUCAUAACUAUUGCCAGGCAUUAUAAAAUUAGACAAAAGCCUGAACGUAAUUUACGAGAAGACAUAAGGCGUUUAAUACAUAAUGAAAUUAAAAGAUUUUUGUGGAAUGACUUGGAUAGACUCGAGGAAGAUAUAAACCACUGGGAUCCAUCAGGUAGUGGACUUUUACCUCGUAAUCAAGUGUAUACUAUUUUAAGAGGAUGCAGACUACCAGUAGAUCCUAAAGUUAUUAAUGCUAUGCUAAAUUGUAUUACAAAGAAUGAAGAAGGAAAAAUUGAUUGUAAGGAUUUGUUGGAAUAUUUAAACGUAAAGGUGAAUCCUGUUACCCCUAUUCAUCCAAUGUCUUUGAAAGAAACACUUUGGUGGACUUCAGAAGAGAAGGAUUAUUGUCCUGGAUUGAAUUGGAGCAAAUUCUUGAAUGAUCUUAAUAUUAGUGAAGACAAUCCAAUUUCAGCAAUGACAGGAAGCCAAUAAUAAUCAACGAUGAGCUUUAGCUUCACAAAUGUCCCAUUAAUUAUCACUUGAAUCAAAUGCUGAAGAUCGAUAAUUUCAAUUGCACUCAUAUGUGGUGAUGAUGUUUCUA
Molecule: messenger RNA, 2374 nt
Organism: Chelonus insularis
Lineage: Eukaryota; Metazoa; Arthropoda; Insecta; Hymenoptera; Braconidae
Gene: Efhc1.2
Product: EF-hand domain containing 1.2
Exons: 10
Coding region: 1-2265 (754 amino acids)
Biological process (GO): cilium-dependent cell motility; mitotic spindle organization; regulation of neuron projection development
Cellular component (GO): mitotic spindle; axoneme; microtubule
Molecular function (GO): alpha-tubulin binding
Source: RefSeq, a predicted model, not a curated record